AUGGCGGCGAAGAAAAAUAGCUUAAUUUUAGUUGUUUUUAUAGUAUUUUUAAGUAGAGUUGAGAGUGCAAGUUUGUUAGAGCGAUCCUACGAAUAUGUUAUGAGUAUGGGGAAGAAUAUAGCGCCAAGUUUGAUGACAAUGUUAGACUGUUUUGGAGAGAAUGACGUUUGGAGUUGUGCUAAGGAAAAGGCGGGAAAAAUUCUCGAGAAAUGGGACGACGAGGUUGACAAGCAGAGGCGGAUGUGGCAGGAAGCGGCAGAUUCAGAAGUAAGGUCUUCGGGACGAGCCAUCGAGGAGAUGCCUUCCAAGCUGGGGAUGGAGGUUGAAGACUCCUUGAAGUCUCUAUCUGACAUGGUGCAGAAUGGAGUCGCUAGAGCCCUCGCAAGAAAGCACAAGGAAGACGAACAAACAAUCAACCUGGCCAUUUCAACUGGUGGCGGCGAUAAAAAGAAGAAAAUGAAGAAGAAGAAGAAGACUAAACCCCCUAAGAUCCACCUGGUCCAUCCCAUGAUGAUGAUGGAGAAGGAAAAGCAAGAACGUGGGUUCAAUCCUAAAGCUCAAACCUGGGUUAUUGGGGGUAGAAAUGCAUCUGGGGUUAGAAAGGGACGGACGCUGUUUUCAGAUAUGAUUGCUGUGGGGGAGAAAGCGAUAGAUGCUUUAGCUGAGCAUGCUGUGAAGAGUGACCAGGUUGAAGAUGGGGUUGAGGAUAAGAGCUCCAUUGAAGAACAAAGAGGCAAGAAGAAAAAGAAGAAGAAGGCAAUUCUGAAGCUGCUUAUUCUCGGAGCCGUUCUUAAAGCCAAGAUCGGGACCCUGUUGCAAAUAUUGUCAUUUAAACUUCAGGUGAAAUUCUUCUUGAUCGCGCUGAUUGGUCUGGGCAUCAACUUGGCGAGGUUCUGGCUUGACUUGAAGAAGCAGCAUCAACCUCCGCAAAAGGUGAUCUACUAUGAGCAUGCGCAGCACCAACAUCAUUAUGACCAUGAAGAGGAGGGGGGCGGCGGCUGGGGUCCCUGGUCCAGGAACAUGGAGGAUUCUGAUGUAGAAAUCGACCUGGACGUGAACUCCCCCUACCGAGCCCACAUCGACAGGAACGCGCAGUCAUACAGUAUGCCUCACAUCACGCGAGCGUAGUACGGUCACGAGCAUUAAUAUGUAUACACUUUGGCACCAUGUCACAUUAACUUUUUUGACAAAUUGAACUGUAAGUCUCACUAAAUGUCAAAUAUGUUAGUGCGACAGAGUCCUAAAGUGGGUACGUUAUAUUGCUCAUGACUGUACACAAGUUUACCUUACAGUGGUUCUC
Molecule: messenger RNA, 1300 nt
Organism: Pectinophora gossypiella (pink bollworm)
Lineage: Eukaryota; Metazoa; Arthropoda; Insecta; Lepidoptera; Gelechiidae
Exons: 7
Coding region: 1-1128 (375 amino acids)
Source: RefSeq, a predicted model, not a curated record